GUUUUAAACAAAGCUGACGAAGUUGACUUAGAGGCCAGUAGUUCUAAAGUUGUCAAUAAAUUAGAUAGGGCAAUAGUACAGGUACGGGAAUACUUAAAAGAAACUUUUGAAGAUAUUAAGCUAGACAAUGUUUCAACUUUUGAGAUUAGAGUCCAGAAAUUAGAAUUUUAUUGGACAAAAAUAGUAGGUCUUAAACAAGUCGACCAAGAGUUGAACGAGUUAGAGUUCGACAUCUCGUCAAUAACCAACACAAUGAAAAAAAAAAUCGAACAAAUUGUGCCCGGAAAGGUUAACGUUGGAAAUCAUAAAAUUGAUGCUUUGCCAACGUUACCUAAAAUUCAGGUACCCACGUUCUAUGGAGAUUCCAAAGACUGGGACCUGUUUUAUGAGUUGUUUAAUGAACUCAUUCAUUUAAGAGAGGAUCUAAGUCCUUCUUUUAAGUUCAGUUACCUUAAGAUCUCACUUAAGGGAGAAGCCAGAAAUGUGGUUUCUCACUUAUUGUUGGGAUCUGGGGAAAAUUAUGAGGCCGCUUGGGAGUUAUUAACCAAGCGGUACGAAAAUAAAAGGAAAAUUUUUUCCGAUCAAUUAAACCGCCUUCUGGAUCUUCAAAUCGUAAAUGUUGAUUCAGUUAGGCAACUAAAAAUAUUUAUUGACACGAUUAACGAGUCAAUACAUAUGAUAAAAUUGAAGGCACAACUUUCUGAUGAAGUGGAUAUUAUGUUUGCACACAUAAUAAUUAGGAAGUUUAACAAAGAAGCUCUUCAACUAUAUGAGAGCCAUGUUAAAAAAACUAAAGAGAUUCAAGCGUUAUCGGACGUCAUUGAAUUUUUAGAGCAACGGCUAAGUUCGAUAAGCUCAGUUCAGGAUGAAAAGCCUGUAAAAAAAAUAUAUAGUAGCAAUAUAAGAGAAUUAGCUACUAAUAAUUGUCCCAUAUGUAAAAUUUCGGGACAUUUUAUAUUCCAGUGUCAGAAAUUUAAGGUUUUAAAUCCAUCAGAAAGGAUGGAAAAAGUAAAAAAUGCUCAUUUGUGUUUCAAAUGUCUGAAACACUCAUUUAAUAAAAAAUGUCAAAGCGACAUUUCAUGUUCUAUUUGCAAGAAAAAUCACCACAGCAUGCUACAUAUAACUUAUAACGUUAACCAAAAAUUAGAAAAGGUUAACACUUGCAGGACAUCCGAACAGGCGUUGCUUGCUACAGGACGCGUUCAAAUAAAAUCCUCGAAUGGAGGGUUUGAAAAUUUCAGAGCUUUGAUUGACAGUGGUUCUCAAAGCACCAUAAUUUCUGAAGAAUCUGUGCAGAUUCUAAAAUUACAAAAAAUUCGAUCUCAAACAGAGAUCAGUGGAGUAUCCUCCACAGGAAAGUGCAUCUCGAAGCACAAAAUUCUUUCAAUUAAAUGUAAUGCUUCCCAAAAAAUUUUAAAAGUUGAAGCAUUAGUACUCCCAAAACUUAUGAGGGCUCUCCCAGCCCACAAAGUUAAUGUUGACAAAACAAAAUGGGAAAAAUAUAAUUUGGACGACCCCGACUUUAAUAAGCCGGGGCGUGUAGAUCUAAUUAUUGGAGCAGAUCUAUAUACUGACAUUCUACAGAGUGGAGUGGUCAAAAUAAAUGGCCUCCUCGGCCAAAAAACCGAUUUCGGGUGGAUUAUCUCUGGAUGUAAAAAAUCAAAGGGACAGAAGACAAUUGUAGCAACCACCAUAGAAUUAAAAGAUAUGGAUCGGUAUUGGGAAGUAGAGGAUGAAGAUAAAAAUGAUAUCGAAUCUGAAAUAUGUGAAAAUAAUUUCAUAAAAACUACAAAGAUAGAUACAUUGUGUCAAUUCCAUUUAAAGAUGAUGUUACCUUAG
This is a messenger RNA of Drosophila gunungcola (fruit fly), 1839 nucleotides long. RefSeq lists its product as uncharacterized. The transcript is spliced from 2 exons. Gene Ontology annotation, biological process: proteolysis. The coding region runs from base 253 to 1839 and encodes 528 amino acids. Lineage: Eukaryota; Metazoa; Arthropoda; Insecta; Diptera; Drosophilidae. The record is from RefSeq and is a predicted model, not a curated record. Gene Ontology annotation, molecular function: aspartic-type endopeptidase activity.